AUGGCAGAUAUGACAUUGCCUGACCCAGCUCCGGCACCACAUUAUUAUGACUAUGGAGAUGACGACAGAACACCACAUGUAGAUGAACAAAAGCUAACAUUAUAUUUAGAUUAUUAUAGAUAUAAAAGAUAUAAUGCAAUAGAAAAAACGAGAAUAGUAUAUUAUUAUACAGAUGACAGAAAUAAAUAUUAUAGUCAAGAUUUUACCUACCCUGAAAACAUAAGAUUAUAUUAUAAAAAAUAUUCUGACACAAACCAGAAGAAACCUGAAAUAGUUGCACUAUAUUUUAAGUUCAAAAGAGACAAUCCUAUAAUAUCUCAUAUGUUUGAUUUAAUGAACCCAGUAGGUUCUAUUUAUACAUCUAUGGAUGCAAGAGGUCCUCAAGUAAUGUUUGGUGUUGGUGCAUGG
Trichomonas vaginalis G3 is the source of this 408-nucleotide messenger RNA. RefSeq names its product phage tail repeat-like family. The annotation marks the transcript as partial. The transcript has a single exon. The record is from RefSeq and is a predicted model, not a curated record. Lineage: Eukaryota; Parabasalia; Trichomonadida; Trichomonadidae.